Molecule: messenger RNA, 6386 nt
Organism: Nycticebus coucang (slow loris)
Lineage: Eukaryota; Metazoa; Chordata; Mammalia; Primates; Lorisidae
Gene: AGTPBP1
Product: ATP/GTP binding carboxypeptidase 1
Exons: 26
Coding region: 184-3723 (1179 amino acids)
Biological process (GO): protein side chain deglutamylation; C-terminal protein deglutamylation; proteolysis
Molecular function (GO): zinc ion binding; metallocarboxypeptidase activity
Source: RefSeq, a predicted model, not a curated record
UCCGCCGCCUCCGCCGCCGCCUCUGCCUCGCCUGCCACCGGGGUUUGUAUGAAAACACCGGGCGGCUGGCGGCGAGGGAUCUGCCGUGAGCCGGGUGCCGAGCCCAGUGCUGCGGCUGUCGCAGUCCCGCCAGCGCCUCAUUCUGAGCCGAUUACCUGCAAUGGUGAAAUGAAGUAACUCAAGAUGAGCAAGUUAAAAGUGAUAUCAGAGAAAAGCCUUACCAAUAAUUCUCGGAUUCUGGGACUCCUGGCUCAGCUGGAGAAGAUCAACACUGAGUCUACAGAAUCAGAUGCUGCCAGACAUGUUACAUCAAAAAUUCUUCAUCUGGCUCAAAGUCAGGAAAAAAUAAGGAGAGAAAUGACAGCCAAAGGUUCUACAGGAGUGGAAGUUCUGCUAUCAACAUUAGAGAACACAAAAGAUCUUCAAACUGCACUCAAUGUCUUAAGCAUUCUUGUUGAGCUGGUAUCAAGUGGUGGAGGUCGGAGAGCGAAUGUCUUAGUUUCCAAAGGAGGUUCACAAAUAUUGUUACAGUUGCUUGUGAAUGUCAGCAAAGAAUCUCCCCCGCAUGAGGAGUUAAUGGUACAGAUUCAUUCUAUUCUUGCAAAGAUUGGACCAAAAGAUAAGAAAUUUGGAGUGAAAGCAAGAAUUAAUGGUACUCUGAAUAUAACUCUGAAUUUGGUCAAACAGAAUUUGCUGAACCAUCGGUUAGUUCUACCCUGUCUUCAGCUUUUACGAGUAUAUUCUACUAACUCUGUGAAUUCAGUAUCUUUAGGGAAAAAUGGAGUUGUGGAACUAAUGUUUAAAAUCAUCGGACCAUUUAGUAAGAAGAAUUCAGGUCUUAUGAAGGUUGCUUUAGACACACUUGCUGCAUUGCUAAAAUCAAAAACAAAUGCCAGGAGAGCUGUAGACAGAGGAUAUGUCCAAGUGCUUUUAACAAUUUAUGUAGAUUGGCACCGCCAUGAUAGUCGGCAUAGAAACAUGCUCAUUCGGAAAGGAAUUUUACAGAGUUUAAAAAGUGUUACAAACAUCAAGUUGGGAAGAAAAGCAUUUAUUGAUGCCAAUGGGAUGAAAAUUCUAUAUAACACUUCACAAGAAUGUUUGGCAGUCAGGACUCUUGAUCCUCUUGUCAACACCUCCAGUCUGAUAAUGAGGAAGUGUUUUCCAAAAAAUCGCUUGCCACUUCCAACAAUUAAAAGUUCUUUCCAUUUCCAGUUACCAGUUAUUCCUGUGACUGGCCCUGUGGCUCAGCUCUACAGUUUACCCCCUGAAGUGGAUGACGUAGUAGAUGAGAGUGAUGACAACGAUGAUAUUGAUGUAGAAGCUGAGAAUGAAACCGAGAAUGAAGAUGACUUAGAGCAAAAUUUUAAGAAUGAUGAUAUUGAAACAGAUAUUAACAAACUGAAACCCCAGCAAGAACCAGGACGAUCAAUAGAAGAACUAAAAAUGUAUGAACACCUUUUCCCUGAGCUUGUUGAUGAUUUUCAGGACUAUGAUUUAAUCUCCAAGGAACCAAAACCUUUUGUAUUCGAGGGAAAAAUACAUGGUCCUAUUAUUGUUCCUACGGCAGGAGAAGAAGCAUCUGGGAAUUCAGACAUCUUAAGAAAAGGACUUGUAAUGAAGGAGAACAGACCUCCUAAAGGAGACGAAGGUGAUGAGAAACCUGCCCUUAUGGAUCUAGCAAAAGAAGAUAGUAAAGAUAAUGACAGGACAUUGCAGGAGCAGCCAGGUGAUCAAAAUAGAACUCUUCCAUCAGUCCACGGUCUAAACAAUGAUAUUGUGAAGGCCUUAGACAGAAUUACAUUGCAGAAUAUUCCUUCUCAGAGUGCCCCAGGAGUGAAAAAGGACCACGGUCUCCCUCUUACUGUCCUUGCUUGCACCAAAGCUUGUCCACAUGUCUCUACUUGUGGAAAUAUUCUGUUUGAGGGAAGAACGGUUCACCUAGGGAAGCUUUGCUGCACUGGAGUUGAAACUGAAGAUGAUGAAGAUUCUGAAUCUAAUUCAUCAUUGGAACAAACAUCAGUUGAAAUACCUGAUGGACCAACACUCCACGACCCAGAUCUGUAUAUUGAGAUUGUAAAAUAUACGAAGUCUGUCCCAGAAUAUUCAGAGGUGGCUUAUCCUGAUUAUUUUGGUCACAUUCCACCUCCAUUCAAAGAGCCUAUUUUAGAAAGGCCCUAUGGUGUGCAGAGGACAAAAAUUGCCCAAGACAUUGAGCGGCUAAUACAUCAGAGUGAUGUCAUAGAUCGUGUGGUAUAUGACUUAGAUAACCCAAAUUACAUCAUUCCAGAAGAAGGAGAUGUUUUGAAGUUUAACUCCAAAUUUGAAUCUGGGAAUCUGCGUAAAGUAAUUCAAAUUAGAAAAAAUGAAUAUGAUCUUAUUCUGAACUCAGAUAUAAACAGCAAUCAUUAUCAUCAGUGGUUUUACUUUGAAGUCAGUGGAAUGCGUCUAGGUGUUGCUUACCGGUUUAACAUCAUUAAUUGUGAAAAGUCCAAUAGUCAGUUUAAUUAUGGUAUGCAGCCACUCAUGUAUUCGGUUCAGGAAGCAUUAAAUGCCAGACCGUGGUGGAUUCGUAUUGGGACUGACAUUUGUUAUUAUAAAAAUCACUUCUCAAGAAGUUCAGUUGCUGCAGGUGGGCAAAAGGGAAAAUCCUACUAUACAAUUACAUUCACUGUCAAUUUUCCGCAUAAAGAUGAUGUUUGCUACUUUGCUUAUCACUACCCAUAUACAUAUUCAACUUUACAGAUGCAUCUUCAAAAAUUGGAGUCAGCACACAAUCCUCAGCAAAUCUAUUUUCGAAAAGAUGUGUUGUGUGAGACCCUGUCUGGAAACAGCUGCCCCUUGGUGACUAUAACAGCAAUGCCAGAGUCUAAUUAUUAUGAACAUAUCUGUCAAUUCAGAAAUCGCCCUUACGUUUUCUUAUCUGCUCGGGUACAUCCUGGAGAAACUAAUGCAAGUUGGGUUAUGAAAGGAACAUUGGAGUAUCUCAUGAGUAAUAACCCUACUGCUCAGAGCUUACGAGAAUCCUAUAUUUUUAAAAUUGUCCCUAUGCUAAAUCCAGAUGGUGUCAUCAAUGGAAAUCACCGCUGUUCUUUAAGUGGAGAGGAUUUGAACAGACAGUGGCAGAGUCCAAAUCCAGAUUUACAUCCUACGAUUUACCAUGCCAAAGGGCUACUGCAGUACCUGGCUGCUGUGAAGCGUUUACCCCUGGUUUACUGUGAUUAUCAUGGCCAUUCCCGAAAGAAAAAUGUAUUUAUGUAUGGCUGCAGCAUCAAAGAGACAGUGUGGCAUACAAAUGAUAAUGCAGCUUCGUGCGAUGUUGUGGAAGACAUGGGAUACAGGACUUUGCCUAAGAUACUGAGCCAUAUUGCCCCAGCAUUUUGCAUGAGCAGCUGUAGCUUUGUAGUGGAAAAAUCUAAAGAAUCUACAGCACGUGUUGUAGUUUGGAGGGAAAUAGGAGUACAAAGAAGCUAUACCAUGGAGAGUACUUUGUGCGGCUGUGACCAGGGAAAAUACAAGGGUUUACAGAUCGGUACUCGAGAAUUGGAAGAGAUGGGAGCAAAAUUUUGUGUUGGUCUUUUGCGUUUGAAAAGACUGACUUCCCCAUUGGAAUAUAAUAUGCCUUCUAGCCUGCUUGACUUUGAAAAUGAUCUAAUUGAAUCAAGCUGCAAAGUGACAAGGAAACUUGCCAGCUCUGAACUCCAAUUUUUGCCUCCAAUCCUUUGAGAUUGCUGUGAAAGCUCUGAUGACUUCUCUGCCUCUAACAGCUGCCCUUGCUUGGCCUUGGUUUCCACUGGACUUUGUCCCAUACACCUUUUCUUUUUGCUGAUUUUGCUUUGUAUCCUUUCACUGUAAAUAAGUCAUAACUGUGAAUAUGACAGUGUAUUGAGUCCUGUGUGUCUUCCUAGCAAAUCACUAAACCCAAGGAGUCUUGGGACUCAUAAUAUACCUGCCCAGUCUGAAUUUCUGUUAAGGUUGGUUAUCUAUCUUAAAAAUUCUAAUGUUCUGAGAAUGAUCAGAGAUGGAUGGUAUUGUGAUCUUUUUACAUAUGUGUGCAGCUGAGGCUCACAGAGGUGAAUUUAUUCCAGAUCAUUCACCUACCAAUUCUUGACAGAAGCAGGAAUUGGAGCCAGGUCUAACUCAAAAAUCCCCCUGUUCUUAAAUGUACCAGUGUCAGUUUUUUAAAUUCUCUUGUGUGGUUUGGGUAAUUUAAUCAUUUAAACCCUCUCAUUAUGUGUAAGGAAUGUUUUUAGAUUGAUACCAAGGUAAAUAGAGUUUAGUGACUUAAUUACUGCUUCACAGAUCCAGCUUAGUUAUGUAGACGCUCCUCAACAUAUGAUGGGCUUAUGUCCCAGUAAACCCAUCUAAGUUGAAAAUAUCAUAAGUCAAAAUGCAUUUAAUUCAUCUCACCUACCAAAUAUGAUUCUUCAGACUAUCAAACAUGCUCAGAACACUUACUUUAACCUACAAUUGGGCAAAAAUCAUCUAACACAAAGUCUGUUUUAUAACAAAGUGUCAAAUAUCUAAUUUAUUGAAUACUGUACUGAAAGUGGAAAACAAUGGUUUUAUAACAUUGUAAAGCUGAUAAAUCUUAAAUUGAACCAUUAUAACUUGGAGACUGUCUGCACUUUUCUAUCAAUAAAAUAUAAAUUUUGCAGAUUUUUUUCUUUUAUUCAAAUAGAUGUUAUGUUGCUGGAUAUUCUGUGCACUAGUUCUCUGUGUGUGUGUGCGGGUGCAUGUAUGUCUGUAUGCUGUAGCCACUGAAGACAGAAAUUGUUAAUUUUUUAUGGAUAACUUUGUUUACUUUGUGAUAUUUAGGAGAUGUUAUAUGUGUAUUUAUCUCUCGUAAGAUAGGAUUAAAAUUAUAUUAAUUCCAGAUAAAAAUAAAAUAUCCUGUAGUAUUUGUGCAGAUAGGAAGAUUUUUUUCACCUUAGCUCUGACAUUUUAGCACAAGAAAACCAGACCACCUCUGAUAAUUUGGGCAAUGGAAUAUUUUUCUAUCUGUGCAUCAGUUUCAGAAAUUCUUUCCCAUGAUAUCUUUAUUAUGCCUUCUCACAAAAGACAGAUUUUUCUCAAAAUUAUGUAAGAGUGCAGUGUUAAGGGAGCAUUCUGAGUUGCAAACAUAGAGGGAAGUAUUUUUAAUCCUAUCUGCUUGGGACAGCUAUUGCCUGGGCUCUGUAGGAAUUGAGAAAGCUUGAUUUACUCUUCUCUUUAACAAGGUAGGUUUUAUUAUUGUCAUAACAUUUUAUAAUUGUACAAUUAAUGGUUUAUAGAUACUUUCACAUUUAUUACCUAACUUGAGCCCAACAACAUUGUGAAGAUUAAUAUUGUUGUCUCUGCUUUACAUGUGAGAAAACUUGUACUUGGAAAGAUAAGUGACUUGCUCAGGGUCGCGUGCUGGUUAGUAGAAUAGAAGCACAGACACACGAUUUCUGCCCCUGUAUGUAGCUUUUGUUUCUGUUGUGCCUGUGCAGGAAAUGGAGCUGAAGAUCUACAUUCUGGUAUCUCGGAAGACAAAUCAGGUCUAACAAAGUAGAUGGCAUAUACAGUAGAACCUCCAUAGUUGACCACCUCCCUACGUUGACCAUCUCCUUAAACUGACCUAAUUUGCACAGAGGGGAUGCUCUCCAUGUGUACGUGUCAGUAGAGUAGACUUAGGUCCUUAUGUUGGCCACAGUUUGUUACAGUUCCUUGGGCGGUCAAUUUAUAGAGGUUCUGCUGUAUUUUUAGGUUUAAUUUUGUGUUACCCUUAAUAGUUUAACCUGAGGAUAGCCAGAAAACUUUCUCAAUCUGUAUGAUUCUGAAUUUUUUCUGUUAUCUUUAGAAAUCAGUUGGAAUUGUAAACCUUUUCUGCAUCAUAAUGACCCCACACAACAGAGAAUUUAAUUCAUUCAUUUUAUAAGAAAGGCUCUUUGAGUGAAAGUUUUGAUGUUUUUCUUGAAGCAGCAUGAGCAGAAUUUGUUUUUGGCCUAAAAUACUGUGAUUCUCUUUAGAAUGGAAUAUUUCUUCCUGAAUUAUUCUUGGCUUAAUCAUUCUUAUCCUUAAAAUUAAAAUUUAGAAUAGAUGGAUGUUAGCAGGUGUAUAUAAGGCAGCUGUUGGAGAAUGAAGCAAAACCAAGGCUAAAGGAGGAAAUUUAUUUGAAGGAAAUGAAGGGAGCAGGGAAGUGGUGGCAUUAAAACAAAGUAAUAAUUAGACUUUCUAAUGAUUGUGAGAAUAUUUGAAACUCCUAUUGCAUGAUAUAGAGGGAUUAUUUUGUAACCUUAGGGCAAGUUACCUUAAAGUCUUUCUUUUAAGUGAAGAUUGUUAUUAGAAUCAUAUGAGAUAAUGUGUAUGAAGGUACUUCCUAAAUUGUAAAGUUCUCAAAACAUAUGUUGAAAUUAUUAAUAAAA